AUGAGGCCCAUUCUUCUUGCCGGGCACGAGCGUGCGCUCACCCAGAUCAGUCACAAGGAAGUGGAGGGAGAAUAUCUCACUUUUUAUAAAGCUUGGGAACAACUUCGCCGGCAUCCUCGACUAACCUCGCUCUACAGAUUCAACAAAGAUGGCGACCUCAUCUUCUCCGUCGCAAAGGAUCAGCAAAUCUGCGCCUGGUUCUCCCACAACGGCGAGCGACUUGGAACCUACCACGGCCACGUCGGUGCCAUCUGGACAGUCGAUGUUAACCCCACCUCAACCAUGAUCGCCUCUGGUUCUGCCGACAACACCAUCCGUCUCUGGGAAGUCAAGACUGGUCGCCUCAUCAAGACCUGGGAGUUCCCCACCGCCGUCAAGCGAGUCGAGUUCAACGAAGAUGCCACCAAGUUGCUGGGAGUUACCGAGAAGCGAAUGGGUUACCUCUCUAACAUCGUCGUCAUCGACAUCAACCCCGAUCUCAACGCUGAGCAGACCGACGAGAAGGCUCUCACUAUUGUUUGCGACGAGAGCAAGGCCACCGUUGCUGGCUGGAGUGCUCUCAGCAAGUACAUCAUCGCCGGCCAUGAGGAUGGUAGCGUGAGCCGAUACGAUGCCAAGACCGGUGAUCUUCUCGACAACGUUCCCGUCCAUGAACUCAACCAGCCCAUUGUCGAUCUCCAGUGGUCUCCCGACCGUACCUACUUUAUCACCGCAUGCAAGGACAAGACUGCCAAGCUCAUCUCUGCCCGCGAUCUCGAAGUCCUCAAGACCUAUACAGCCGACACACCCCUUAAUAGUGCCACUAUCACCCCCAAAAAGGAAUUCGUCAUCCUCGGUGGUGGUCAGGCCGCUAUGGAUGUUACCCGAACUUCUGCCCGUCAGGGUAAGUUCGAGGCUCGUUUCUAUCACAAGAUCUUCGAGGACGAGAUUGGUCGUGUGCGAGGUCACUUCGGUCCUCUGAACACUGUCGCUGCCGAUCCCACAGGCAAGAGCUACGCCAGCGGCGGAGAGGACGGAUACGUGCGAGUUCACCACUUCGACAAGGGCUACUUCGACUUCAACUACGAGGUUGAGAGGGAACGAAUCAACCGAAUGCAGUAG
Molecule: messenger RNA, 1101 nt
Organism: Fusarium oxysporum Fo47
Lineage: Eukaryota; Fungi; Ascomycota; Sordariomycetes; Hypocreales; Nectriaceae
Product: translation initiation factor eIF3 subunit i
Exons: 3
Coding region: 1-1101 (366 amino acids)
Biological process (GO): cytoplasmic translational initiation
Cellular component (GO): cytoplasm; eukaryotic translation initiation factor 3 complex, eIF3m
Molecular function (GO): RNA binding; translation initiation factor activity; protein binding
Source: RefSeq, a predicted model, not a curated record